This is a messenger RNA of Bipolaris oryzae ATCC 44560, 2280 nucleotides long. RefSeq lists its product as uncharacterized. The coding region runs from base 1 to 2280 and encodes 759 amino acids. The record is from RefSeq and is a predicted model, not a curated record. Lineage: Eukaryota; Fungi; Ascomycota; Dothideomycetes; Pleosporales; Pleosporaceae. The transcript has 3 exons.
AUGGCUGAUCACUCAAUCUUCCCUGCGCCAUCUGUACGAGAUCUCCUUGAGCGGCUGAACCUUCAUGUCAAUGAGCCGGAGCCCACCAUUAUCUGUUGUACAUGCCAAUUUGCUCUAAAUGGGAUCAAUUCUUUGGCGGAUCAUGUGGUAGAGAAACACAAACUCCCAAAGUCUUUGGCAAAAGAGGCGUCCCGACAGCUGAGACCAUAUACUAUUCUGGGGCCGAAGGAGCUGAGGCUGCGACCGGAUCAUUCUCUCCCUCACCCUCAUCUCUCCAAGCAUCUCGGGGUCAAGUGCAAGCAUUGCGAACUCAAAACAACAAGCACUGAAGUUCUAAGCCGCCACCUCUCGAAGGAACAUGGCAUAAAGCGGAAGACAGCGGCAUGGCGUGGCGAGCAUGCAGUUAAUAGCCUUAUGCUCCAAAGCUGGGACCGAAACGGAGCGUACGGAUACUGGAUCGUAACAGAAGAGGAUCGCUCAGUGCCGAUUAGCAGCUCUUUUGAUAACAGCCUGCUACAGCAAUCUGUGCCACGCAUGCAGCGCCUCGAACAGCUACAUCGUGACGAGCUCGUACGCAUCAGGGGUCAGUUAAAAGGAUCAAGCAUCGAUACCAGCAGCCCUGACAUGGCUCUCAACACAAACUGGAUGCGGCGCACUCAGUGGGCCGAGACCUUUGUUGGCGCCGAUCGGAAACUUCUUGUGCAGCUUGCCCAGAUCCCGUGUGGUACCGGGGAGAACCUGGAAAUAGGAAUCCAUGACGGCACGGCCAUAUUUAGCAGCAAAGAAGAUGAGUUUAAACUUCGCCAUAUAGUCACUACUCUAGAUCGCGUCUUUGAUCGCUGUGAAGACACUGUUCGCCAUACUGACGUCUCCAUUCGCUGUUUGCUCCGCAGCUCGUACCCGGACCGUACCUAUAAAGCGCCUUUUGAGCUAGUCGGUCGCAAGGCAACCACUCAAGGAUACAGAAGGCUCUUCAAGAAGGCCGUGUGCUUUUGCGUGCGCUUCUGGAGAUUGGGCGAGCCUGUAAGACAAAAUCUCCUACGGAGAUCUUUGACAGAUGCACAAGAUCAGGCACUGAAGCAGCUGUGGCAUGAUGAGAUAUGGGCAAGGAUGCCCGAAGCCCAAGGGAAGGAGUCGCAACUCUAUCCACCCGAGUCAGAGCCCGCUACUCCAGGCGACCUUGGAUGGUUGUCGGACGAUGACUUUGACGAGAUUGCAUCAACCAUCACAGAUAACAGUGUUGAAGAGUUGGACGGGGAUGAUAUGGAAAGAGCCGUUCAGACUCCGCUAGAAUGCGUGGGUUCAAAUCAGAAAGGCGAAGGGCGCCUUCUUCGUUCGAGGCGCACAAAGCAACCUGCAGUCGAAGACACAGCCUCCAUCCCAGUUGAUUCUGAUAACGAAGGCAAUCCUGAAGCUCAAGAAGAUACGACAAACGCAGAGUGGACUAAUGUGCUAGAAGAUUUGUCAGCCAUGAUAUACUGUGUGAGAAUGAUCAUUCUUGAAGCCACUCUUCCUCGAUUCGCUCAUGUCCGCUUGGGGUGGACGGCCAGGCCACGACGCGGGCAGAGUGAUCUCCUUAACGAGGUUCGCAAAAAGACUUUGUGCCUAGGAUCGCCAGCACCAAUGAACGAGCUUCUCAGCCUACGCGAUUAUGGGCGUGUCAUUAGUCGUUCUGACGGUCCGUCGUUUCGUGUGACCUGGAGCGAGGAUGGGCAGGUCGUUUCCUGGGACAACGCACAGCUGUCUAUGGCACAAUUCCGGCAGAUUAGCCACGAUACCCUGCUAGCCGCGUCGCUUUUGUGCAAACAACUAAUGUAUGGCUGGAGUCCGCUAUUCGAUUUGAGUUGCAUACACGAUAAUCUCGCUUGCACUACUGCCGGCUAUUCAUUGGUGACUGAUACGGCAAACGGUCUUGCGGAGUCGUACCUGGACUUACCUCGCAGGGCUUCUCUUGACACUGUUAGCGGCUUGAUGACAGACAACGACUGGAAUCGCCAAGCCGUUCGUCAGUACUUGGACCAAUACUCCGAAAUGACUGAGUUGGUGAUGUUAUUGGUCUAUCUCGUAGGGGGGCAAGCCCCACGAGUUACCGAGUUGCCGGCUCUUGAGCACUGCAAUGGUCCUUCCACCUCUCGUGGUAUAUGCACGGUAAAUCCCGCCGGGCAACCAACCACGAAUUUAUCGUCGUUAGAUUUCUUCCAGAAGAGGCGGGCAGACUUAUGUACUAUUACCUUGUGUUCAUACGGCCCUUUGCAUGCAUGCUCUAUCGAGCUUGUCUAG